Messenger RNA from Rhineura floridana, 3786 nucleotides. RefSeq lists its product as uncharacterized. The record is from RefSeq and is a predicted model, not a curated record. Gene Ontology annotation, biological process: DNA integration. Lineage: Eukaryota; Metazoa; Chordata; Lepidosauria; Squamata; Rhineuridae. Bases 1031 to 3781 code for a protein of 916 amino acids. Gene Ontology annotation, molecular function: nucleic acid binding. The transcript has a single exon.
ACAGACCUUGAUUCAAGUCUGAGAGAGGAAGUGAGUGUACAAGGGGCAAAUUAUUGGGCAUUGCUUGAUACUGGUGCCGCUCAGACAUUACUGAGGCCAGAUUUAAUAAAAUCUGAGGUAAUAUUACCUCAGGAAACUGUGACUAUCCAAGGAGUGAGGGGUCAACCAGAAAGUUUGCCUGUGGCCCUGGUGGAAAUGACUGGUAGAGGCCGAGAGGGCCGAUAUAAAGUAGGCAUUAAUGCCCAGCAACAAGAACCAGUAAUGGGCGGAAAAAUGGCAAAUGCAAUUCAAUAUAAACAAAUGUAAAAUUAUGCAUAUUGGAGCAAAAAAUCUUAAUUUCACAUAUACGCUCAUGGGGUCUGAACUGGCGGUGACCGACCAGGAGAGAGACCUCGGGGUUGUAGUGGACAGCACGAUAAAAAUGUCGACCCAGUGUGCGGCAGCUGUGAAAAAGGCAAAUUCCAUGCUAGCAACAAUUAGGAAAGGUAUUGAAAAUAAAACAGCCGAUAUUAUAAUGCCGUUGUAUAAAUCUAUGGUGCGGCCGCAUUUGGAAUACUGUGUACAGUUCUGGUUGCCUCAUCUCAAAAAGGAUAUUAUAGAGUUGGAAAAGGUUCAGAAGAGGGCAACCAGAAUGAUCAAGGGGAUGGAGCGACUCCCUUACGAGGAAAGGUUGCAGCAUUUGGGGCUUUUUAGUUUAGAGAAAAGGCGGGUCAGAGGAGACAUGAUAGAAGUGUAUAAAAUUAUGCAUGGCAUUGAGAAAGUGGAUAGAGAAAAGUUCUCCUUCCUCUCUCAUAAUACUAGAACUCGUGGACAUUCAAAGAAGCUGAAUGUUGGAAGAUUCAGGACAGACAAAAGGAAGUACUUCUUUACUCAGCGCAUAGUUAAACUAUGGAAUUUGCUCCCACAAGAUGCAGUAAUGGCCACCAGCUUGGAUGGCUUUAAAAGAAGAUUAGACAAAUUCAUGGAGGACAGGGCUAUCAAUGGCUACUAGCCAUGAUGGCUGUGCUGUGCCACCCUAGUCAGAGGCAGCAUGCUUCUGAAAACCAGUUGCCGGAAGCCUCAGGAGGGAAGAGUGUUCUUGCACUCGGGUCCUGCUUGCGGGCUUCCCCCAGGCACCUGGUUGGCCACUGUGAGAACAGGAUGCUGGACUAGAUGGGCCACUGGCCUGAUCCAGCAGGCUCUUCUUAUGUUCUUAAUACUGGGAAGAGAUGUAAUGGGCGCCCAAGGAAAGAUCUAUGUAGUGACCAGACAGCAGAUUGGCAGAGAAAAAGAAGCCAUAUUAAGGGGGGCUGAAACAAACAGGGUGGAAUCUGUUAACCAGCCUCAGGUCACCAUAGCAACCACUAGCAGGCCUGCUGAAGGAGACAAACUGUAUCAAGUGGUCUCUGAUAAUGAUGAGGCAGAUCAGUUCAGGGAAGAGCUGCAAAAAGAUAUAAGUUUGAAGCAGAUAAAGGAACAAGCUCUGACCCAACAGAUUCCUUUCACUGACAAACUGAGGAAUCAAGUUGUGUGUGAGAAUGGGAUUUUAUAUAGACUGUGGAUGCCUGCUGAGAGAAAGGAUGAAUGUGAACCAGUGAAGCAAUUGAUAGUACCUAGCAAAUACAGAACCAGAUUGCUAGAGGUAGCCCACGAUGUCCCAUGUGCAGGACAUCUGGGAAUAAAAAAGACCAAGAGGAGAUUGGCAGCACACUAUUAUUGGCCAAACAUCUCCAAAGAUGUAAAACAACAUUGUCUAUCUUGUGGAAUAUGCCAAAAGGUGGGAAAAAGUGGAGUAAAGACUAAGGCACCCUUAAAGCCCCUUCCUAUAAUUGGACAACCCUUUUAUAGAGUGGGGAUAGAUUUGGUGGGCCCUUUUUCCAAAUCCACAAGGCAUGGCAAGAAAUAUCUAUUGGUGGUGGUGGAUUUUGCCACCAGGUACCCAGACGCAGAAGCACUAAGAUCCGUGGAAGCCCCUGUAGUGGCAGAGGCUUUAUUAAAAAUCUUUAUGAGGCUGGGUUUCCCUCAUGAAGUGCUGACGGAUCAAGGCAGUGUAUUCAUGGGAGAAGUGAUGCAAUGUAUGUGGAAAUGUUGUGGUCUAAAACAUCUAAAGACCACUACUUACCAUCCCGCCACUAAUGGGUUAACAGAGAGAUUCAAUGGCGUUUUGAAGGGCAUGAUCAGAAGCUAUGUUCAAGAUCACCCACAAGACUGGGAUGAACGGUUGGGAUGCUUCUUGUUUGCAUACAGAGAAGUCCCUCAGGAGUCAACAGGCUUCUCACCCUUUGAACUCAUGUUCACUAGAAAAGUGAGGGGACCUUUGGAACUAUUAAAAAAUUCAUGGGAAGGAACCCUGGGAGAGUACAAAACAUCUGUAGUAGAUUUUGUAUUGGAAUUCCGCAAUAAAUUAACAUCAGUGAUGGAGGUGGUGAAAAAGAAUUUGGGUCAAGCACAGCAGAAGCAAAGUUACUGGUAUGACAGAACAGCCAGGGAACGUGUGUAUGAUGUGGGAGAUAUGGUUAUGGCGUUCAUACCCAGGAAACAUGACAAAUUACAGGCUAACUGGGAAGGACCAUAUACCAUCAGAGAAAGGCUUGACACAGUGACGUAUGUAAUCACCACAGACCAAUUAAACAAAAGCAAAGUGGUUCAUGUAAAUAUGUUGAAGCCUUACCAUACCAGGGAUGCACAGGUGUUGCAAGUUACCUUAUUCCCUGAGGGAAGUGGGCCUGAACUUCCAGAUUUGGUACAGGAAAGCAAAGACAAAGGAGGGGUAGAUCAAGUGGAAUGGUCAGAGGAGGUGAAGGAGGAAGUAAAAGAAGAGAUUCUGAGAGUUUUGAAAACCUAUAGGAAUCUCUUUAGCAACAAACCUGGCCGAACCAGUAUAGUUAUACAUUCCAUUGAUACUGGAGAUCAUGCCCCAAUCAGAUCUGUUCCGUACCGUGUGAAUGGGAAAGUUUUGAAUGAGAUCAAAAAGGAGGUGGAAGAUAUGCUAGAAUUAGGAGUGAUAAGGGAAUCCAUCAGUCCCUGGGCCUCAAGUAUUGUCCUGGUUCCGAAAAAAGAUGGAACGACAAGGUUUUGCAUUGAUUAUCGGCUAAUCAAUAAAAUUACUGUCCCAGAUGCGUAUCCUAUGCCUAGGGUAGACGCAGUGUUAGAGUUAUUGGGGGCAGCAACCAUUAUCUCUACACUAGAUCUCUGUAAAGGAUUUUGGCAAAUGGAACUAGACGAGCAAUCCAGAGCCAAAACUGCCUUCAGUACACCAGAUGGGUUAUAUGAGUUUGUGACCUUACCCAUGGGACUAAGGAACUCACCAAGUUCAUUUCAGAGGCUAAUCGAUACUGUGUUGCGAGGCAUGUCAGAUUUUGCAGUGGCCUAUAUCGAUGACGUGGCCAUUUUUAGCAAGUCGGUGCCUGAGCAUGUCCAACACCUGACAACAGUAUUGGAGGCCUUAAGGAAAGCAGGCCUCACAAUAAAAGCUAAGAAAUGCCAGUUUGGACUAAAGGAAGUAAUCUAUUUAGGACAUAAGGUGGGGAGUGGGAAAAUCACCCCCUUAUGGAGCAAGGUGGAGGCAAUACAAGUGUGGCCGAUCCCCUUAACCAACAAACAAGUAAGGGCAUUUCUGGGUGUGGCUGGAUUUUAUAGGAAGUUUGUGAGAAAUUUUGGGGAAAUAGCAACUGUGAUGCGUCCUUCCCUGGCUCUCCCUGUCAGGUUCCUACCUGCUCGUGGUUACUGCCUGUCUCUAGGCACCACCAGGGACUCCACCAGUCCGGACCGCACUCUCUUAUGGUUUACCUAUCCGCUCUAGCACAG